UUCCUCUAAGUAUUGAACAGCAUAUCAAAUACGUAUCACAAGAAUUUCCAGGAAAUAAUGUUGUAAGUGCGACAUUUUUACCGAUGGUAGCGAAGUCAAUAUGUUGUGGAAUUAAGAAAAUCUCUAAGAAAAUGUUGUAAAAGUAUCAUUAAACAAAAACACUGGUUAAAUCUCUAGUCGUGCUCUGUAGGAAAGUUGUUACAAUUAUUGGAUUUUACACGAAGAGAAGCAUCUAGGAUUUAACAAGGGAACAAUGAAGUUGAGAGAAUUCAGUACAGUUGUUAUAGUGACUAUAGCAUUAUGCUGUAUUAAUACAUCAGACGCUCUUAUAAAUAUAGAACAAAUAUUAGGAUGCCAUCCAAGAGAAUAUAAAUUUAAUGCUUCAAAAUCUGCCGAAAUCAAUGGAGAAGUGCUUUCAUGUUGGGAUAUGGUCACAGUGUAUUCGUGUUGGGGGCGUUGCGAUUCUUUUGAGUAUGGCAACUAUAAAGCACCGUACAUAAUCAGUUAUCACCCUGUAUGUACCUACAUUAGGGAGAAAACAAGGAAGGUGAAAUUACGCUUUUGUCAUCCGGAAUUCCCUGAUCCUUACUACGAAGUUUUCGAUGCAUCAGAAUGCAGUUGUAAAUUAUGCGAUUCUAGAACAACGAGAUGCGAAUAUCUCACUGGGUAAUAGAUAUAGAACAAAACGAAACAUUGAACAUCUCUUUACUUCACAGUUGUUUACCAAUUCAAAAUUUUCAGUGUUAAAGGGUUACUGAGAUGUAGCGCAUUGUAAAAUUAUUUAAGAUUUUCAUUAUGUACACUUGUCAAGCCAUUAACAUGAUUUAAAUGCGUUGUAUAAAAUUUUCAAACAGAUAUGAAGGUUUUGUACUCAUUCUAAAGGAAAACAGCACACAAUUAAAUGAAACGUGAAACAUUGUUUACAAUAAGGACAAAUAUUCUGUUAUUCUUUUUAACUUAAAUUUACUUUGUGUUUAUUUGUAUGUUAUUCUUAUUUAAUGUAGUAAUCAUAUGAUCUGUUUUUAACUUAUCUUUCUGACAAACAUUGAACAAAACAACUAAAUCUUUUGAAAAAAAACCAAAACAAAACAAAAAACAAAACAAAACAAAAACAAAACAACAAUAAAUCAUGAUUCGCAAGAUAGCGUUUCUA
Ruditapes philippinarum (Manila clam) is the source of this 1153-nucleotide messenger RNA. RefSeq names its product thyrostimulin beta-5 subunit-like. The record is from RefSeq and is a predicted model, not a curated record. Lineage: Eukaryota; Metazoa; Mollusca; Bivalvia; Venerida; Veneridae. Gene Ontology annotation, molecular function: hormone activity. Gene Ontology annotation, biological process: G protein-coupled receptor signaling pathway. Gene Ontology annotation, cellular component: cytoplasm; extracellular region. Bases 254 to 670 code for a protein of 138 amino acids. The transcript has 3 exons.